Adineta ricciae is the source of this 2451-nucleotide messenger RNA. The record is from the annotation of a GenBank genome assembly. NCBI's taxonomy places the organism in Eukaryota, Metazoa, Rotifera, Eurotatoria, Adinetida, Adinetidae.
AUGGUUCAAGAAAAGGAAAACUUUGUUGAACAAUCGAAGCAUGCAUCAUUCUAUACUGGUGGAGACUUUUACGUCUCCCAUGAUGGUCGAUACUUAUUAUGCACUUUUAAUGCACUAAUUCAUGUUCUUGAUAUUCAAACACAACAUAUCGUUCGUUCGAUCGGACAAGAUGAUACAUCAUCUGAAGUAGCAUCGUUUGCCUUAUUCAACGAUCUAAUCGUCGUGGCGUAUCGUAAUCAACUGUUACGGCAGUUCAAUUGGACAAUAGGAACAUGUCUACGCACAUGGAAAUCCGUGCAUAAAAGUGCAAUUGUAUGCAUGACAUUCGAUCCGAAUGGAACAUUAUUAGCAACAGGUGGAGCAGAUUUCACGGUGAAAAUCUGGGAUGUCGAACAUCUCUAUUAUACACAUAAUCUGAAGGGAUCAACAUCGAUUAUAGGUGCGGUGCUUUUCUACACAGCAGAAUCGCAGAAAAUUCAUGUUAUUAGUGGUUCUCAUGAUGGUCGAAUUUUCUUACAUAAUCUACAUGUGUCGGGUGCUAAACCAACUGUGUUAGAAGGGCAUAUGAGUGCAGUUACUUCAUUGGUUCUUCACAGUGAUCAUACAUUAAUCAGUUCUGGUCGCGAUCGUGUUGUCAUCGUUUGGGAUCUUCAAACUUUAUCAUCAAUUCGUACUAUUCCUGUUAUGGAAACAGUGGAAGCACUCGUCUCUCUGCCAUCUCACGAUUUUCUCAAGCCGUUAAAACUGAAACAUACAUUUUCAUCUGACGAGCCUUUGUUCUUUACAUUCGGCAAUUCCGGUUUAGUUAAAUUAUGGUCAGGAACAACGGGUCGUUGUCUAUUAAUUCAAGAAGAUAAGACUUACGAAAAAGUGGCGAAUAACUCGUCAUUCAGUAAAGAUAUCGAACAUCAACAAGUAUUUCUCAAUGCUUAUUUCAACGAAGCAACACGGAUGUUCUAUACAAACACAGUCGAUCAUACGAUCGUUGCAUUUAACAUCAAAAAGUUAAAAUUAGAGAAACAAUUUAUUGGUGAAUUGGGUGAUGUUCUCGAUGUUCGUUUUUUGAAUGGAGAUGAAAAUACUCCAACUCAUGUAGUCGUGGCUAGCAACGAUGACAAAGUGAAGAUUUUCAAUUUGAACACAUGGAAUUGCCAACUAUUGAAAGGUCAUACCGACAUUGUCAUUGGCUUAGACAUUAGUCAUGAUCAUAGGCUAAUUGCAACGUGUUCUAAAGAUGAUGUCGUACGAAUUUGGUCGUUUAAUGCUGAUAGAUCAUCAUUUAUAUGUACGGCCACGGCUGAAGGACAUACUGGCGAUGUUGCAGCUAUAGCAUUUGCAAAAACUUCCAAUUCUUUUAUUGUAUCGGGUAGUCAAGAUACAACAGCUAAAGUAUGGUCCUUAGAAAAUUUGGUAUUAGAUGCUGAACAACCACAGAGUCUGUCGUCGCUGUUUACAUUAAAAACGCACGAUAAAGAAGUCAAUAGUGUCGCCGUUUCUUUCAACGAUAAACAAUUUGCAACGGGUUCGGCAGAUAAAACAGCAAAAAUCUGGGAUUUUCGAAAUCAGAAACUAUUAGCAGUUUUAUCUGGGCAUCGACGAGGAAUUUGGUGUGUCCAAUACUCACCAGCCAAUCCGGAAUUGGCGACUGCUUCUGCCGAUGGAUUGAUUAAAAUCUGGUCAACAAAAGACUAUAAUUGUUUGCAAACCAUUGAAGGGCACGAUGCAUCAGUUCUUCGAAUCACUUAUCUAUCUAUGGGCACGCAAAUCAUUAGCAGCGGCUCCGAUGGUCUUUUGAAAUUAUGGGAUUUGAAGAGUAGUACUUGUGUGAAAAGUAUUGACGCUCAUGAUGGAAAAAUUUGGGGAAUGACCGCUUCGACGGAUGAAAGUCUCCUUGUUACUUGUGCAAGUGAUUCGACAGUUACGAUCUGGCGUGAUUCCACGGAAGAAGAUCGCCAAGACAAACGAGAAAAAGUCGAAGAAAUUUUGCUUAUGGAACAAGAAGUAUCAAAUCUAUUGGUGAAUAAAAAGUUCCAUGAAGCAUUGAAAAUAGCCUUAAACCUCAAUCAACCAUACCGAACACUAAUCAUAAUUAAAGAAAUUCUCAAUGAAAUGAAUGGAACAGACCAAUUGAAAGCUACUCUAUUACAAUUUUCCGAAGAUCAUCUGAAUCUACUUCUCACAUAUGCGAUCGAUUGGAACGCAAAUACAAGACACUCGACUGAAGCUCAAACAAUUGUUAAAAUGCUAUUAAGUAUCCUAACACCGGAUCAAAUCAUGAAACUUCCCAAUGGACAAAAAUGCGUUGAAAGUUUAUUACCGUAUACUGAACGACAUAUGUCACGUAUUGAGCGACUUUCACAACAAGUACUUUUUCUCGAUUUUAGUUGGCAUUCAAUGAAAUAUCUUGAGCAAUCAAAUCCGCUAUCUUCCGACGAACUUCAAACAACGUGA